CCAUAUAGACCUUGUUCUUCAUUUUACAAAAAAAUGGGCUCAAAAACCCAAAAACUUCCUCUAAUAAACUUGUCCAAUUUGAGAGAGGAAAACUGGGAAUCUGUGAAAAUCCAAGUAAGGCAAGCAUUGGAAGAAUUCGGUUGCUUCGAAGCUAUAUAUGAUCAUAUCCAUCUUCAUCUCCAAAAAAAAGUUCUUGAUGGAUUGAAACAACUGUUUGAUCUUCCUUUACAAGUCAAAUUAUGCAACAAAGCACAAAAGCCUUACCACGGCUAUGUUGGACAAAUUCCGAGCCUCCCGCUCUACGAAAGUUUGGGGAUCGAAGACGUGACGUCUUUCACUAACCUCAUGUGGCCCGAAGGCAAUCCAUCUUUCAGGGAGACUAUUCAAUCCUAUAGAGAGAACUUGGUGGAAUUAGACAAGAUUGUGAGGAAGUUGGUGUUGGAAAGCCUUCAACUAGGGAAAUACAUGGAUGAUCACCUGAACUCGACCAACUACGUUGUUCGAGUUCAGAAGUAUGAUAGCCCUCCAAACCAUGAGGCCGGUCAACCGGGAUUAUUACCUCAUACAGACAAGAACAUUCUCACUAUAUUGCAGCAGCUUAAUCAGGUUUGUGGAUUGGAAAUUCUCACUAAAGAUGGCAAAAAUUGGAUCAAUGCACAACCAACUUCUCCCUAUUCUUGCUUUGUCUUUGUUGGAAUCUCUUUCCAUGCAUGGACAAACGGCCGAUUGCAUUCUCCCCUUCACAGAGUGACGCUGACCGGGGACGAAGCUCGAUACUCGAUUGGAUUAUUUUCGGUCCCGAAAGAGGGGAGCAUAAUCAAAGCCCCAGAUGAGAUGGUGGACGACGAUCACCCUUUACUCUAUAAGCCCUAUGAUCAUCACAAGUUUAUUGAAAUUACUAGCUUAGAGGCUUCUCCAAAUUCUCUCAAGGAUUAUUAUGGAGCCUAAACUCUACAUAUUUAUUGAUAAUCUUGAACAAAUUUAUGUUAGUUAAUUUAUUUAUAUAUAUGCGUGUGUUAAAUUAUUAUGCAUAAUAUGUAAAACUAUUCCUAAUAAGUUCCUUAUUUAUCUGGUCAUAGUUAAAACACAUGUUUUAUCAAGUGGUUGUAGAGGCUCCAGGGCGUGGUCCGAAAUCUAAUGGGCCUUGGGUUUAGAUUUGUAUAGAUACGUUGUUGGA
Messenger RNA from Salvia hispanica, 1177 nucleotides. RefSeq names its product putative 2-oxoglutarate-dependent dioxygenase AOP1. NCBI's taxonomy places the organism in Eukaryota, Viridiplantae, Streptophyta, Magnoliopsida, Lamiales, Lamiaceae. The record is from RefSeq and is a predicted model, not a curated record.